Messenger RNA from Mandrillus leucophaeus (drill), 1766 nucleotides. It is a transcript of the gene CHPT1, whose product is annotated as choline phosphotransferase 1. Gene Ontology annotation, cellular component: endoplasmic reticulum membrane; Golgi apparatus. Gene Ontology annotation, biological process: phosphatidylethanolamine biosynthetic process. The transcript is spliced from 8 exons. Lineage: Eukaryota; Metazoa; Chordata; Mammalia; Primates; Cercopithecidae. The record is from RefSeq and is a predicted model, not a curated record. The coding region runs from base 118 to 1134 and encodes 338 amino acids. Gene Ontology annotation, molecular function: ethanolaminephosphotransferase activity; diacylglycerol cholinephosphotransferase activity.
AGCGCGGCGCAGCUGCGGCGACUGGAGGAGCACCGCUACAGCGCGUCGGGUGUCUCGCUGCUCGAGCCGCCGCUGCAGCUCUACUGGACCUGGCUGCUGCAGUGGAUCCCACUCUGGAUGGCCCCUAACUCCAUCACUCUGCUCGGGCUCGCCGUCAACGUGGUCACCACGCUCGUGCUCAUCUCCUACUGUCCCACGGCCACCGAGGAGGCACCAUACUGGACAUACCUUUUAUGUGCACUGGGACUUUUUAUCUACCAGUCACUGGAUGCCAUUGAUGGGAAACAAGCCAGAAGAACAAACUCUUGUUCUCCUUUAGGGGAGCUCUUUGACCAUGGUUGUGACUCUCUUUCCACAGUAUUUAUGGCAGUGGGAGCUUCAAUUGCUGCUCGCUUAGGAACUCAUCCUGACUGGUUGUUUGUCUGCUCUUUUAUUGGGAUGUUUGUGUUUUAUUGCGCUCAUUGGCAGACCUAUGUUUCAGGCGUGUUGAGAUUUGGAAAAGUGGAUGUAACUGAAAUUCAGAUAGCUUUAGUGAUUGUCUUUGUAUUGUCUGCAUUUGGAGGAGCAACAAUGUGGGACUAUACGAUUCCCAUUCUAGAAAUAAAAUUGAAGAUCCUUCCAGUUCUUGGAUUUCUAGGUGGAGUAAUAUUUUCCUGUUCAAAUUAUUUCCAUGUUAUCCUCCAUGGUGGUGUUGGCAAGAAUGGAUCCACUAUAGCAGGCACCAGUGUCUUGUCACCUGGACUCCACAUAGGACUAAUUAUUAUACUGGCAAUAAUGAUCUAUAAAAAGUCAGCAACUAAUGUGUUUGAAAAGCAUCCUUGUCUUUAUACCCUAAUGUUUGGAUGUGUCUUUGCUAAAGUCUCACAAAAAUUAGUGAUAGCUCACAUGACCAAAAGUGAACUGUAUCUUCAAGACACUGUCUUUUUGGGGCCAGGUCUUUUAUUUUUAGACCAGUACUUUAAUAAUUUUAUAGACGAAUAUGUUGUUCUAUGGAUAGCAAUGGUGAUUUCUUCAUUUGAUAUGGUGAUAUACUUUAGUGCUUUGUGCCUGCAAAUUUCAAGACACCUUCAUCUAAAUAUAUUCAAGACUACAUGUCAUCAAGCACCUGAACAGGUUCACAAGCAUAUUGACUGACUAAUAGCCCAAGGAAAAGAGAUGAAGUUAGGGGAAUCUAUGAGUGAAGGAAAUCCCCCUGUGCAGGAGGCUAGUAUACCAUAAAUAAGGUUAUAUUUGAAUAUAAAACAUAAACCCUGUAGAUUUUGUUGUGUCUAUUUCAGUUAUGACAUCCCCAUUGUGUGUAUUAUCAUUUUUUAUCACAGAUGUUCUCAGAAUAGUCUACAUAUUAAUUAGAAACAAGACUAAAGAAAGAAAGGUCAAUCCUGAGGGCAACAAAGUGAACCCUAUAAUUCUAAGUAGCAGUUUGUCUCUGAGACGUAUCAGACACAGGGUUUUCACUGCCAAAGGAUUACAUAAAUAUCCAGAACAUAAAGGAUUUUAGCCAUCUUCAGGGUGCUUACCUUGAUUGCUAAAAACUGAAAGUGAGCUCAAUACUGCUUAAGUGCAUGGCUUAUAAUAUUGUAAUUACUGAGUCAAGUGAUGUUCUAAGAAAUGUUUUAUACUAAUCAUUUUUCAAAAGAGGCAUGUUAAUUAGUAUGUCGUAAAAAAAAUACUUGUUUUUAGUAUACUAGAAUUUAAAAGGGCUACAGAAAUUUUUUAAAUAAAAUGUGUAUUUAAUAAAAGGAAUUUGUUGUACCAGUUCAGAAAAA